This is a messenger RNA of Camelina sativa (false flax), 1003 nucleotides long. RefSeq names its product phosphoglycerate mutase-like protein 4. Lineage: Eukaryota; Viridiplantae; Streptophyta; Magnoliopsida; Brassicales; Brassicaceae. Gene Ontology annotation, molecular function: phosphatase activity. The record is from RefSeq and is a predicted model, not a curated record. Gene Ontology annotation, cellular component: cytoplasm; cytosol.
UUGUCAUCACAUUAUUGUUUGGAAUUUGGUUGUCUCGUCGUCGUCGGAUCUAAAAAAGCAAAUUGACCGGCGAUUUCAUUCAGCAAUCUCCGAUGGCGGAAUCAAGCUUUGAUUCCGGUGAUCGUGAUUAUGCUGAGAUUGUUGUUGUUCGUCAUGGUGAAACUUCUUGGAAUGCCGAGAGAAAAAUCCAGGGUCAUUUGGAUGUUGAGUUAAACGAUGCUGGAAGACAACAAGCUGUUAGAGUUGCAGAACGGUUAUCAAAGGAGCCUAAGAUAUCUUAUGUUUACUCUUCUGACUUGAAGAGAGCCUUUGAGACUGCUCAGAUCAUUGCUUCUCAAUGUGGCAACCUUGAGGUACUUACUGAUCGUGAUUUGCGGGAAAGAAAUUUAGGAGAUAUGCAAGGGCUUGUCUAUCAAGAAGCUUCAAAACUUCGCCCUGAAGCUUACAAAGCCUUUUCAUCUAACCGCACUGACGUUGAUAUCCCAGGUGGAGGAGAAAGUCUUGACAAACUUUACGACAGAUGUACAUCGGCAUUACAGAGAAUUGGUGACAAACAUAGAGGUGAAAGAGUAGUAGUAGUGUCUCAUGGAGGAACCAUUCGAUCUCUCUACGAAAGAGCUUGUCCAAGUGCAAGAAAAGUUGAAAAGAUACUCAAUACAUCGGUCAAUGUGUUCCGUUUAUACGACGGAGACAAAUGGACUAUCCAAGUUUGGGGGGACGUGAGUCAUCUGGACCAAACCGGUUUCUUACAAUCCGGUUUUGGUGGUGACAGAACCUCUGGUUAAGAUUCAAUACUCUUCUUCUUCCUCUUGGAAGAGCAUUUAUGUAAUUUAAGUUUCACUCCAUUACCAUUUUCAAAGUUUAACAUUUGACCCCACAACUUGGAGGUUUUCUCAAGUUGAUCAAGUAAAUUGGGAGUAUUGUUAAAGUACACUUGCUAUUUAUAUUUUAUCAUUUUCUUCAUUUGCAACAGUGAAGUUAAAAGAUGAAAUGUAUUCUGACA